This is a messenger RNA of Lucilia sericata (common green bottle fly), 1007 nucleotides long. RefSeq names its product histidine-rich glycoprotein-like. Bases 33 to 1007 code for a protein of 324 amino acids. The record is from RefSeq and is a predicted model, not a curated record. Gene Ontology annotation, biological process: regulation of transcription by RNA polymerase II; developmental process. NCBI's taxonomy places the organism in Eukaryota, Metazoa, Arthropoda, Insecta, Diptera, Calliphoridae. Gene Ontology annotation, molecular function: protein dimerization activity; DNA-binding transcription factor activity, RNA polymerase II-specific; RNA polymerase II transcription regulatory region sequence-specific DNA binding. The transcript is spliced from 3 exons.
CAAAUUGUGUAUUAAAGAAAUUUUUUAUCAUUAUGCCACGCAAGAAGCGUUCUGCGAGUCCCUUUGAACUUAUGGAUGAUGAUUUUGAUGAUAACAGUUCUCAAAGUUCUCGCAAUGGUAAUCCGCCCAUACAACGUAACGCCGCCAAUGCCCGAGAACGGGCACGUAUGCGUGUUCUAUCGAGUGCAUUUGGAAGACUUAAAACAAAAUUACCCAACAUUCCAGCCGAUACUAAACUAUCCAAAUUGGAUACUUUACGUUUGGCCACUAUGUAUAUAAAACAGCUGAAAACCGUAGUCGAAGGAGGAAUAGGAGGAGCUGGUGCUGCCACCGCAACAAAUGGCGAUAUAAUGGAAGGCACUUUAAACAAUAUUGGCAAUAAUGCAACACAUAAUUAUUUAAAUUUAAAUACAGGAGUACAAAGUAUGAAUUGGCCUUUUGGUUUUCAUCAUCAUUUAUCGAAUUCUUCACUGAUACGUUCAUCACCUGCCACGUCCCUGAUUAAUCAUAAUACCUCUAACAAUAAUUGGAGUCCCAAUGGUGAUAAUAAUAAUGAAGAACAAUUAAAACCUUUACGUUAUGAGGACAAUUAUGAACAUAAUCAUCAUCAACAAGAACAAACUUCAUCUUACAUACAACACAACACGAAUCAUAAUCAUCAACCAAAUCAUUGGUAUUCAGAGACCCCAUCACCCGAAUUAGAUUCCACAUCAAGUACUUGUUUGACUUUUGAAAAUACGCAUCUUCAACAUCAGCCAUCAGAGCAGCAUCAUCAACAGCAGCAGCAACAAAUGCACAGUCAUCAUCAACAUCAUCAUCACCACCACCACAAUUUGACACAUUUACAAUCUGAUCCAACAACACAUUCCUCCUCAACAUUUCAAUUGCAACAUGAUUUCCAUCAUCAUUCGCAUCACCAUCAACAACAUCAGCCGUCACAAUUACAUCAUUUGCAUCAAAAUUCUUUUGUAAAUAAUUCAAAUUUUCAAUCAACUUCAAUACGUUAA